Molecule: messenger RNA, 3026 nt
Organism: Scleropages formosus (Asian bonytongue)
Lineage: Eukaryota; Metazoa; Chordata; Actinopteri; Osteoglossiformes; Osteoglossidae
Product: transcription factor AP-2-alpha-like
Exons: 7
Coding region: 470-1741 (423 amino acids)
Biological process (GO): regulation of cell population proliferation; anatomical structure development; regulation of transcription by RNA polymerase II
Cellular component (GO): nucleus
Molecular function (GO): RNA polymerase II transcription regulatory region sequence-specific DNA binding; DNA-binding transcription factor activity, RNA polymerase II-specific
Source: RefSeq, a predicted model, not a curated record
GAUUCUCCUUUCAAUGGACGUCAUUUAGCACACACUCUGCCUCCAGUCGCUUCCUCGCUUCACGCUCGAUUUCCCUCCAUUCUUCCUUUAUUAAGUAUUCCUGUUGUAUUAAUAGUCAUGAAUAUGUGCUAUUAGGAGUCGGGGGAAAGGAGCGCAUCUCGGCUAAUAUGAGCUCAAGCCUUUCGACUGCACAGUGACGCUGCGGGAAGACAGAAGAAGGAUAUGACGGGAAAACUUUAAAUAAUAAACAUUAACAUUUGCAAGACUGAGAAAUAUCAAAUGAAGGGCAGCAGGAAUUUCACCCGAUUCUGAUGGAUUACUGUGUUUGGGCGGUGAAGCUCCACACUGCGCUCCUACAGUAGUGUAGCGCUCGGCUUUUCUGCCAUUAUUCACAUUAUUUUUCAGUCGUUCGCUCAGCCUUCUUUUCCCACAAAUUUACAGUCUCUGAAUCGGUCCAACCGUUUCGCAGAUGUUAGUACACAGUUUCUCCGCGAUGGAUCGUCACGACGGCAGCAACGGGACAGCCAGGUUAUCUCAGCUGGGGAGCGUGGCUCAGUCGCCGUACAGCAGCGCGCCGCCGCUCUCGCACACCCCCAACUCCGACUUCCAGCCCCCGUACUUCCCACCGCCCUACCAGCCCAUCUACCCGCAGUCUCAGGACCCGUACUCGCACGUGAACGACCCGUACUCCCUGAACUCCCUGCACGCCCAGCCGCAGCCGCAGCACCCCGGAUGGCCCGGGCAGAGACAGAGCCAGGAGAGCACUUUGCUCCAUCAGCACCGCAGUUUGCCCCCCCAGCUGUGCAGAGACUACCGGAGAGAAGUCCUCCUCCCGUCGGCUCAUGGCAUCGAUUCCGGACUCGCAGACUCUCUCUCUAUCCAUGGAAUACCUCACCCUUUAGAAGAUGUGCAGCAUGUUGAAGAGCAGAGCAUAAAUAUUCAAGACCAAACCGUCAUUAAGAAAGGUCCCGUUUCGCUCUCCAAAAACACCAGCAAUGCCAUCUCUGCCAUCCCCAUGAGCAAGGACGGCCUCUUCGGCGGAGUAGUAAACCCCAACGAGGUGUUCUGCUCCGUUCCGGGUCGCCUCUCGCUUCUCAGCUCCACGUCAAAGUACAAGGUGACGGUGGCCGAGGUGCAGAGACGCCUCUCGCCCCCCGAGUGCCUCAACGCAUCUCUCCUGGGAGGGGUGUUGAGGAGAGCUAAGUCCAAAAAUGGGGGAAGGUCCCUAAGAGAAAAGCUAGACAAAAUUGGAUUAAACCUUCCUGCAGGUAGACGCAAGGCUGCAAACGUCACGCUGCUGACUUCGCUAGUAGAGGGGGAAGCAGUACAUCUUGCCAGAGAUUUUGGUUAUGUGUGCGAGACGGAGUUCCCAGCCAAAGCCGUAGCUGAAUAUGUAAACCGUCAGCAUUCAGACCCAAAUGAACAAGUCCAAAGAAAAAACAUGCUACUAGCGACAAAGCAAAUCUGCAAGGAGUUCACAGACCUGCUGUCCCAGGACCGCACUCCGCUGGGGAAUUCGCGACCUCAGCCCAUUCUGGAGCCGGGAAUCCAGAGCUGUUUGAGCCACUUCAGCCUCAUCUCUCACGGGUUCGGGACCCCGGCCAUGUGCGCGGCCAUCACGGCCCUGCAGAACUACCUGACGGAGGCUGUGAAAGCCAUGGACAAGAUGUACCUCAACAACAACAGCCACUCUGAGAGCGGCACCAAAAGUGGAGAUAAAGAGGAGAAGCACAGGAAGUGAGUGCGGCUCCAGCACCAGUGUACAGUACAGACACAGAUACAGCUGAUCAAGACAUCGGACCGGACACAUCUGGAUUCUACGCCUUUUCGAGUUUUCUUUCUUUUUUUUUUGAAAAACAUUUUUUUUCCAAGGUUUUUUUUUUUUUUUUUUUUUUUUUUUUUUCCUCUCCCACAUUUCAACUCUGGAGUCAUGGGAAGUCAAGACAUUCCACCGCCAGAUGCAUUAAACACACAACUGGAAAAGAAAAAAGAAAAAGGAUCUAUCUGGAGGAAAAAAAAAGAAUUAAUUAAAAGAGAACUCAGUACAGUAAUAAUAAAAAGGUCCCGCCACUCGGAAGACUUUUUAUGUACUCCUUCUUUUAUGAGCUGCAACGGACAGAUGACAUUCAGCAAACCCCUAUAAUAUAUCUCAACUAACGAUUGUAGCCAUGUGAAGAGAAGGUGAAAGGAUGCAUUUUUAUCAGUAUUGUCAAUAAACUUGAAAAAAAGAAAAGAGAAAAACAGUUCAAUGUCUUGACUUCAGUGGUACACUUCCGCGCCAAGGUAAAGAGACCAACUUGAAUUUUGAAUUUUAACACGAUUCACGGUCAUACAAGGGAAUCAGUGUUCAUGUAUGUAUAUAUUUAUUUAAGUGUAAUUUAAUGGGAAUUGUACAUAUGGUGCGUCUGUUGAAGCUUUUUUUUUAUUUAUCUGAUGCCUCCUGUUUUAGUGGGUUGAUAUAUUCGAUUAUAGUUCUCCAUGUGGUUUUAUGGUUCUUAGCAAAAAAGCAGAUUACGUUUUUUAAAAAUUUCUUCCUCUGGGAUAUUUUCGUUCAGCCCUCCUGUAGCAUGUCCAGGCGACAAAGAAGCAAUUGAACAAAGUGGAAAAAAAGAGAAAAAUUCGUUUUCUGUACGUUCACAUUACAAUCUUUUUUUCAUGAAAAUAGAAAAAGCGACACCCUGACGAGAGAUUAAACUGUUUUCUGUUUUUUUUUUCUGUUAGUUUUUGCAAAAAAAAAAAAAAAAAAAAAACGUUUAUGUGUUUAUGUGCCAAACAGAUUUAUAAUUUAACCCCUUGUUCUUUCCUUGAAGCAUCAUAACAGCAAUAAAUGGAUAUUGUCUCUGAUUUUUUUUGACAAAGUUUAAAAUAUGUGGGGCCCAGUAAAGGCCCGUGUGUCCAGUGUGUGGGUUUGGAGGCGCUUUUACGUGUAGCUGUGUUGUAGAAAAGCUGUGCUCACAGCGCCUCGUCCCUCAUUGUAUCAUAGUCCUUUGUUGCCAGAAAAAAUAAUAAAUAUUUGAUACGCUUUA